Molecule: messenger RNA, 1653 nt
Organism: Beta vulgaris subsp. vulgaris (sugar beet)
Lineage: Eukaryota; Viridiplantae; Streptophyta; Magnoliopsida; Caryophyllales; Amaranthaceae
Exons: 1
Coding region: 1-1653 (550 amino acids)
Source: RefSeq, a predicted model, not a curated record
AUGACGGUAGGACAUAUAUCGGCCUACGAGGGGAACAUGUUGUUAUACACCGACACUGACUCAGUAUGGUGUAAGGUGUUUCCCUCUACAUUGACCGGGCUGGGACAGACAUGGUUUAAAAGCACACCACCGGCAACGGUCUUCUACUUCUGCCAGCUUACAUCAAUGUUUGUUACACAGUUCGUUAGCAAUAAACGAAGGGAGAAAACCACCGGCGAGCUGAUGUCAGUCAAGCAAGGAGAGACAGAGAGUCUACGGGACUAUGUCGGGCGUUUUAACGCAGAGGCUGUCACCAUCCCUACACUCCAGCAGGAAGUCGCUGUUUUAGCUCUCAUGACGGGACUGAAGGAAGGAACUCCUUUCAGAAAUUAUCUUGGUCGGAAGAAGCUAACCAGCCUCACAGAGGUGCUGGGUAAGGCCAACGACUACAUCCGGAGAGAGGAAUUUGACAAAGCCUCAAAUGCUAAGAGGCCGGCAGCAGAGGAGAAAGAUAAAGAAAAAGACCGUAAAGAAGAUAAAUACCGGAAAGAUAAAAAGUCGGACACCUCCAAUAGAAGAGAGGAGAGUAUUUCUGUGAAAAAGGGGCAUGAAGGCCUACCAGACAAGUACCACAACUAUACUCCUCUCACGACAUCCCGUGCCCAAAUAUACGAGUUGCACAAAGAUGACGACAAGUGGCGAAGGCCUCGGAAGAUGUUCUACAAAGGCCGGGAUAAGUCAAAAUGGUGUGAAUUUCACAGGGAUUAUGGUCAUAUAACUGAAGACUGCAAAGACCUAAAGGACGGGAUCGAAGACCUCAUUAGAAGAGGAUACUUCACCCAGUACCAAGCAAGGGUUGACCAAAAAUCUCCAUCCCGAGAGGAUGAAAACGGAAAUAGAAGGCCAGUCAAAGACAGGAUCACUGAAAUCUACGUCAUCUCAGGUGGACCGACAAGAGGAGGAAGCAUACAUGGUGCCAAAGCCAGUUUGAAAGAAGUUAGGCACCAAGUAAACUACAACAACGCGGGAAAGUGGCCGGCACCUCCAGCCAUGCCAUCUAUGGCUUUUACAUCAGAGGACGCCAGGGGUAUUCUCUACCCCCAUGAUGAUCCCCUGGUAGUAUAUCUGCAGAUAUCAACCGCAAUGGUUCAUCGCGUGCUGGUAGAUGGGGGAAGUUCUGCCAAUAUACUAUAUAAAGAGAUGUUUGAAAUAUUGGGCUUCGACACUGCAUGUUUGAAACCGGUCUCAUACCCAGUUAUCGGUUUCACAGGGGCCUCUGUCGUCCGAGAAGAAACCAUCAAGCUGGCUGUAAAACUGGGGGAGAAAUCUCACUCAAGAGACCUGCUGGUGGAAUUCGUCGUGGUCGAUGUGCCGGCGGCAUACAACGCCAUCAUAGGACGACCUCUGAUCCAUGACGCUCAAGCAGUGGUAUCAACCUACCACCUUACAAUGGUCUAUACCUCAAAUGACAGCAACCCCGAGAAACUCCGGGGGAACCAGGAGUCAGCAAGGGCAUGUUACUUGACCGCCCUCAGACAUUCUGACCGUAAACGUCCGGCGGAUAUCCCACCGUUGGAGUGGAAGAAACGACGGCUGGAAAAUAAGGCCAAGAAAGAUCUGUCAAUUUGGGAGAUAAGUUACAGCUCUACGUGUCGGUCUCACAGAAUACGGUAG